This is a messenger RNA of Cylicocyclus nassatus, 386 nucleotides long. The record is from the annotation of a GenBank genome assembly. Lineage: Eukaryota; Metazoa; Nematoda; Chromadorea; Rhabditida; Strongylidae.
GGUUACCAUCCUGAGCGGCGAUGAAGUGGCUAGCUCUCUUAAUGGUUUGUAUCCAGGCAAGAUGGGUUUCACCCUGCGUUUUUGACAAAGUCGAGAGUGUACCGGGUGGAAAAUAUCAAGAGAUGAUCAAGGACGAGAGCGGGUGCUUUGCCACAUGCUACAAGAACAACAAGUGCAUUGCACUCGCUUACAGAAAAGUUAGUCGCUUAUGCACCUUGUUCAUCACUGAAAACGUCAAUCAAGCGUGUCUUCCUGGCGAUGUUUGCUACACCCUUAAACGCGAUGAGGAAGAUUCCAAGUGCGCAAGAUACGUGAACGUUUAAGAAGAGACCGAGAAUCACGUCGUCACAUUUUCGCUACGUAAAGGAUAACAGUUAAAAUAAAAC